This is a messenger RNA of Aspergillus versicolor CBS 583.65, 965 nucleotides long. Its product is annotated as putative NADH-ubiquinone oxidoreductase 178 kDa subunit. The record is from RefSeq and is a predicted model, not a curated record. Gene Ontology annotation, cellular component: mitochondrion. NCBI's taxonomy places the organism in Eukaryota, Fungi, Ascomycota, Eurotiomycetes, Eurotiales, Aspergillaceae. The transcript has 3 exons. Bases 243 to 758 code for a protein of 171 amino acids.
UGAAGCUGAAAAGCUGGAUAUAUCGAACGAAAUGUGCACCUUGAAGACGACGUCGAGAUGAAAUGUUGGACUGAACAACCGGUUGACCAACCAGCGCCAAGACCAUGUCAGCAAGCUAGCCUUAUUGGGCGCCGUUUAUCACGUGAUGUGCUAUCCGGCUCCGCGCCGCUCUUCGACCUCAACUCCCACUUCGGUGACGGCAUCAGAAUUAUUCGGUGCCGCCAAUUGUCGUCUUCCACACCAUGAUUCUUGCUCGGCGAUCGGUCGCUCCGGCGCGGCUUCUGCUGCGAAACCAGCAACGGCGGUUUGACUCACAUGCAGCUCACCACGCUGCACCUGUGAACGAGAGCUUUGGUCGCAGUUUCUAUGUCACCGUCGGCACCUUCGCUGGGUGUUUUGCCCUCUACCAAUUCACAAAGCCUACCAAGGGGUCCGACUCGAAAUCCUGGUUCACCGGCCUCAUUGAGAAGUGGACUCCCUCGGAUAAGAUCUUUGAGGAGCGAAAUGCAAUUCACACCGCUGCUGCGGAGAAGGCCGCUCAGGACCGUCACCUCUUCCUGAGCCGGGACGCUAGCGAUGUUUAUGAAUUGAAGAGCCCCGAGACGAGCUUCCAGCCCGGCCACCCAUACAAUGUCGUCGCUGGCAGCAAGGCCGACUUGAGCCACGUUAUCGCGCACUAUGAGCAAAAGAACCAGAAGAUUGAAGAGGCUCGCAUUGCUCGUAUGCAGGAUGGCAAGGUUAUUUCCAUAUAUGACUAGAUUUGAAUUUGUUCUUGUGGGGGUUCGCAAAAUGCCGAUGGUAGACAUGACCAUUAAAGGUGUGCUGUACAUAUAGUUAUUAAAGUUUCAGGCUUCGUUCAUUGGCUUUUCAUUUGUGCUCUUAUGCUCCACUCAAAGUUAUUUUUGCUAUACCGUAGUCAUUGAAGAACUAGCCGACGGCGAAGUGUAACGAAGGGCAUUGAAGUU